Molecule: messenger RNA, 5085 nt
Organism: Carcharodon carcharias (great white shark)
Lineage: Eukaryota; Metazoa; Chordata; Chondrichthyes; Lamniformes; Lamnidae
Product: complement C4-like
Exons: 41
Coding region: 1-5085 (1694 amino acids)
Biological process (GO): complement activation
Cellular component (GO): extracellular region
Molecular function (GO): protein binding; endopeptidase inhibitor activity
Source: RefSeq, a predicted model, not a curated record
AUGUUUCUGCUUCUACUGUGCCUUUACACAGUCGCAUCAAUAACUGAGCAAGCGCCUUCCUAUCUGAUUACUGCACCAAACAUCAUUCACAUUGGGGUGAAGGAAAGCGUCAGUAUUCAAUUGCAUGCUGCAGAAGGCACAGUCAACUUUCAAGUUUAUUGCUGGGAUGUCAUCAGAAGGAAGAAAUGUUCAGAGAUUGCUUUAUUCACACUGAACCCUGGAAACAAUCACCAACAGAGUAAAACCAUCACAGUUUCCCAGCUGAAGGUUAAAGAGCUCUCACUGUGGCGACGACGGCAGAAGUAUGUGUACUUGGUCGCUGAAAGUCGACAAAUCCUCCCGCAGCGAAGGAUGGUACCCAUCAAACUGUCCAACAGAAGGGGUUACAUCUUCAUUCAGACCGACCAGCCAAUUUACACCCCGAACCAAAUCGUAAUGUACAGGAUUUUUACACUGGAUCAGUACAUGAGGCCAGUGAAUGAUCAACUGAGGGUCUCCAUAUACAACUCCCGAAACAUGCAACUGAUGGGAGCUGACUGGAUGUCCGAGAAAAUUAAGUUGCUUCGAACCAAAAUCCCCGAUAACGAGGAACCCGGAAUUUGGCGAAUAGAGGCAGAAUUUUUGGAUUCACCCAUGUCCAAAGUUUCAGUGCAGUUUGAAGUCAAAGAAUUUGUUCUCCCCAGAUUUGAUGUCAAGAUACAAGCAGACGAAAUGUUUUACCUUGUGACGAAAGAUGAGUUCAAGUUCAAAGUUGUGGCAAAGCACACAUACGGUGAGGCUGUGGAGGGAAAGGCAUAUGUCAGGUUCGGGAUCCUCCAUGGAAGUGGCAAUAAGACGUACAUCGGGGGACUAGAACAAGAAUUAACGAUGGUGCAUGGAAAAGUCAAUUCAUCUCUCAACACUCAGAGUCUAUUGGAAAAAUCCAACCUGUUAUCCAGAAAUGAAUUAGUGGGACUGCACCUCUAUAUGGCAGUGACGACUGUGGAAUUAGUCAGUGGUGAAAUGGAAGAGCUUGAACUCAGCAGCAUCAAAUUUGUUUCCUCACCAUAUGUGAUUGAUUUAUCAAAAACAAGCCGGCACUUCAUGCCAAAGUCUCCUUUUGCUACAGUGGCAACUGUAUCCUAUCCUGAUGGAACUCCAGCCGUUAAUGUGCCUGUGAACAUUGAGGGAGGACGGACUAGAAACACCGAUCAACAUGGUCUUGUUGUCUUUGAAAGGGAGGCCCCAGAGAAUGUCAGCGUUCUGAGCAUGAAGGUGACAGCUGGAGAUGGGAAACUUGUUAAAGAAUUCAGUGAAGGAAUGGUGACGGCUCAAGUCUAUCAAUCUCCCAGCAAGAGCUACCUUCAUAUCCGGGCUCCACACACAGUCCCGCAGGCGGGUCAGGAUAUAUAUGUUGAAUUCCGAGCUAUCACAGAAGCGAACAGUGGAAACAUUGAUUAUUAUUACUACAUCCUCAUGAGCAAAGGCAAGGUGAUCGGCUCCGGUCAGAUUCGGAAGGCAGAUCCAACAAAACUCCGACUUCAAGUGAGCCUUGACAUGGUUCCUACGUUUCGCCUUCUUGCCUACUAUUACAUCGAAGCAGGAGGAGGAAAGGAAAUUGUGGCAAAUUCGGUUUGGAUUGAUGUGGAGGAUCAGUGCGAUGGGCGGAUUGAAAUAAAGGACGUAAAUAAAUCCCAUGGACCGGGUGACACGUUUGAUCUGCAAUUCUCCACCAACGAUGCAGCAAAUGUCUCAUUUGUUGCUGUUGAUUCAGCUGUGUACAUUCUAAACAACAAGAACAAGCUCACACCCAGGAAGGUAUUUGAACAAAUGAAUGUUUAUGAUCUGGGAUGUUUCUAUGGAGGUGGAGUUAACAGUGUUGGUGUUUUCAAAGAUGCUGGACUGAGUUUCAUUUCUGAUGUGGGCAUAGCGUCAGUUAGACAUGAAUAUUCAUGCAAAAAUGAAAUCAGAAGAAAGAGGAGAGCAUUAAACCUGCAGCGCCAAUAUACUGGAAAAAUGAACGAAUACUUGGACCGCAGAAUGCAAAAGUGCUGCAUGGACGGCAUCACCAGACUAUUAAUGCAACACAGCUGCGAGGAGAGGGCAAGCCGUGUCAAAGAGCUGGAUUGUCGCCUGGUUUUCCAGACUUGCUGUGAUUAUGGAGUUGAACUAAGAAAGAAUCAAUCGUUGAAGGUGGAUUCAGUAGCAAGAGCUGCUGUGAAUGUAGAUCAAGAUUUUUUCGAUGAAACAUCUAUCCAUGUUCGCAGUGUGUUUCCGCACAGCUGGCUGUGGAAAACGGUCGAGGUCUUAAAUGCGGGGGAUCACAAGUUAAGAAACUACAUUCCUGAUUCCAUAACCACUUGGGAAAUUCAGGCAGUUGGCAUGUUUGAAAACAAAGGAUUCUGUGUGGCGGAACCAAAGAUGUUGAAAGUGUUCCGGCCUUUUUUCAUAUCCAUGAAGUUACCUUACUCUGUCAAAAGGAAUGAGCAAUUGGAUGUGACAGUUAUCUUGUACAAUCACUUGCAUGAAGACCUCGAGGUUUCUGUAUACAUGAGAAAAACAGAGGGUCUGUGCAGUCCUGCUGUUUCAAGGCAAAAUUCCAGGAAUAUUCUUGUCAAAGCAAAUUCGGCAGCCUCGGUUCAAUUUGCUAUUGUUCCAUUGGUUGUUGGCAAUGUGCCAAUCAACGUGAUCGCUUUCAGCAAAAUGAAUUUGCACAACGACGCUGUUUUAAAACAUCUGAGAGUUCUGCCUGAAGGUAUAAUCAUGACAGAAGAAUCAAGUAUUCCUAUCAACCCCAAAGCAAAAAGCUCCUAUGAAAUAUAUGAAGAAGAACCUUCUAACUUGGUCCCUUUCACUGACAAUUACUUGUACAUCCGUCCGAGAGGAACAAUAAUAGGAGAGGCACUGGAGAACUCGCUAACUGCUGCUGGGAUUGACGAGCUCAUCAGGGUGCCCACAGGGUGUGCAGAGCAAACAGCUAUGCACAUGGCUCCAACUGUCUUUGCUGUUGAGUAUCUGGACCAGAGCGAUCAGUGGAUUUUGCUGAAGCCUGAACGCAAGGACGAAGCAAUCUUUCACAUUGAAACAGGAUACAACAGAAUUCUAGUAUAUAAGAAGGAUGAUGGAUCCUAUGGUGCAUGGAAAACUUACCCGAGCAGCACAUGGUUGACUGCGUUCAUUGUUAAAAUACUCUCAAUGGCACGGAGCCAGAUUGUUGUUAAUGACAGAUUCAUCCGGGAAUCCACUGCUUACUUGAUCCGAGGCCAGAAAAGUUCUGGUGGUUUUGAAGAUCCCCAUCCAGUGAUAGACAGAAAAAUGCAGGGUGGAGUUGGUGGAAUUGAAAACAAUGUUUCAAUCACGGCCUUUGUGACAAUAGCUCUGAAGCAUUCAUUGGCUGCCUUCCAACAGAAUAACAUUGCAGAGAUUGCGAUAGUGGAAAAAAGCGUUGGAAAUGCUGUUGAUUUUUUGCAUAAGGCAUUGCCAAAUAUAAUCCAGCCUCACACAAUUGCAAUCACCACCUAUGCCCUUGCUUUCGUGGGAGCAGAUAUGGAGAAAGAACAAGAAGCUGACAGAAAGCUGAAAGCUAUCGCAACUUAUGAUCGAGAGCAUGAUGUUCGCUAUUGGAAAGCUGAUGAAACACUGUUACACAGUGGAGAACAGGCUGCAGCUAUAACAGUGGAAACCACUUCGUAUGCCUUACUUCAGACACUAUUGAGGAAGGACAUUGACUACGCAGUGCCUAUUGUGAAAUGGUUAACAGAGCAACAAAACUAUGGCGGGGGAUUUCGCUCCACCCAGGACACAAUAAUUGCCUUGGAAGCUCUGUCACGAUAUCACAUCGCAUUCCUAAAGAAAGAGGAGGAAAUCAAUAUGCAAAUUCAAUUCAAUGUUUUUGGAAGCCCCACUGAGACAAAUAUUCACCUGCGUAGACGCAAUGCUCUGACCCAGAAAGAACUGAAGUUUCCUCUCGGAAGCAAGAUUCGAAUCGAGCUGUCUGGUCAAGGAAAUGGGACACUGACAAUCCGCAAAAGGUACCACCUAAUGGAGGAGCCGCCAAAUACCUGCAGAAACUUUCACCUUUCUGUCACAGUGAAAGGAAAAGUGGAAUUUAAAAGACUGGACGACUACAGUGAGGUUGAUGAGCUAUUAAAUGAGUAUGAGCCCCUUCCUGCCGACUCACCAAUUGGUCCCAUAGGUUGGUAUGAUCUUCGUUCAAGAAGGAAAAGGGAUGUUCCAGAUUCCCCAACUCAUCAGGCCAUUUACUAUGAAAUUUGUUAUUGGCGGGAGAGCGAAGGUGACGCGAUUCAGCUCCAGUCUGGAAUGGCUAUUGUCGACAUCACACUCCUCAGCGGUUUGGAACCAGAUUUGGUGCACCUCGAUCAGCUGAAGAACGGCGUCGAUCGAUACAUCGAUCACUAUGAUUUGAAGGAUGGAAGGGUGUUACUUUAUCUGGAGACGGUCCGUGAGGAGAAAGAGUGUGUCGUGUUUUCCACCAAGCAGAUUGUUCCAAUGGGCAUGGUGCAGCCAGCAAUCGCCACUCUGUAUGAUUUCUAUAAUCCAAGUGUGAGAUGUACUGUGUCUUAUAGCAUCCCUGAACGGAAUGCAAUGAUCUCAAAGCUCUGUGACAAUGAAGUGUGCAUUUGUGCUGAAGGUGCCUGCCCCCGAAUUAACCACGUCUUGACCAAUGAAAUGAAUGGAUCAGCUCGGAUUGAUUUUGCUUGCUACAGUCCGAUUGUGGAUUAUGCUUAUAGAGUCAGAGUUGUGAACAUAACCACAGCUGGAUCCUUUGACAACUACCAGGUGUCUAUCACUGAGCUUUUCAAAAUGAGCAAUAAGGACGAUGGUGUUAAAGCAAGUGACGUCAGGCAUUUCCUAAUUCAGAAAUCCUGCCAGUUUCAGCUGAAAGGGGGUGAAGAAUACCUGGUCAUGGGGCAAGAUGGGACAACCAGUGACAGAGAUGGAAAGAUGCAGUAUUUAUUUGAUGCCAAGUCGUGGGUUGAAGCCAUUCCAUCGGAAGAUAUCUGCAAGCUUCGGAAAUACAGAAGCUCCUGCAAAAACCUAAAGGAUUCCAUGAAUGAUCUUCUAAAUCUCGGAUGUCAAAUAUAG